GCGGGGUGCGCGCGCCACUUCGCCUGGACCUUCGCUCGCUACCCCGCGGCCACGACCGUCUGCAAUGCAAGAUGUUGAUAGCUUGAUGCUUGUGGCAGGAGACAGCCACGGACUAUAAGUACACCUACCACUGCUGCUCGUCACGCCAUGCUCGAACGACGUCGCACUCGUCGCCUGAUUCGGAAGAGACUGUGGAGCAAUGGCUGCUGUGGAUACCCGUGAAGACGUGCCGGGCACGGAAUACUUGGUCGAUGUUGGACACCACCUCGACGUCAACCACGCCGGCCACGGAAACUCUGAUGUCGUGUUGAUUCCGCAACCUUCGCCCUGUGCGGGAGAUCCUUUGAACUGGUCGCGCGUCAAGAAAUACUACCAGCUGUUCCUGCUUGCCCUGUAUGCCUGCGUGUUUUCGUACGGCGAGAAUGGCCUCGGUUCGGCUUGGACGACUGUCAGUAAAGAAACGGGCGUCAGUCUUACCAACAUGAACGGCGGCAGUGCCCUCAACUACCUUCUUCUUGGCUUCGUCAACAUCUUCUGGAUCCCCGCCGCCAUGAAAAUCGGCCGCCGUCCCAUCUUCUUGGCCACGACGGCAAUCUGCAUAGGCGCCAGCGCCUGGCAGGGCAGCUUCCACGGCACGGCGCAAUGGAUGCUGUCGUGUGUGCUGGGCGGCGUGGGCACAAGCGCCUACCAAGCAGUCAUCCAGCUGUCCAUCUUCGACAUGUUCUUCGUGCACCAGCGCGGAAAGGCGCUGUCGUUCUACCUCUUCGGGCAGCAGCUGGGCUCCAUUCUCGGCCUCAUCACCGGCGGCAUCAUCGCUGACGGCCCCGGCUGGCGCUGGUCGCAGUACAUCGUGGCCAUCAUCAACGGCGGCGUGCUCGUCCUGCUGUUCCUGACCUUCGAGGAGACGACGUUCCCGCGGUUCUUGUUCUACCGCGCAGAAACGCUGCCGACGACCGUGCCUGUCGCUCCCGCAACAGCAGCAGAUGACUCGCCGCUCGAGCACGACGAGGAAGACUUGGACGCAAAGAAGGGCUUCGAUGCGAAGCUGAAGCUGAAGCAGUCGCGGACGUCGAACACCGAGGUCGGCGAGAUCUUGCCGGACUUUCCGAAGCGGACGUGGCGCCAGCAUUUGGUGCCUUGGACGUACCAUCUUGAGGACAAGACGACGUACUGGCAGUACUUCCGGCGGCCGUUUUUUCUGUUUGCGUUCCCUAACGUCGUUAUCUCCGGCUUCAUCUUCGCCUUCGGCUGCACCGCGGGCAUUGUCUCCUUCAACACCAUCUCCGAGAUCCUGACCGAAGCGCCCUACAACUGGAGCACAACCUCAACAGGCUUAAUCUUCCUGGCCGCGCUCGUCGGGAACUUUAUCGGCUGGGCGACGGGGCUUUUAAGCGACAAAAUCGUGCUCGCGUGCGCUCGGCGCAACGGCGGCGUCAAGGAGCCCGAGAUGCGGCUGUGGACGCUGGGGCUGAGUUUUGUUUAUGCUGGUGUAGGGUAUUUUUUGUAUGGCUGGGGCGCGCAGAGGGGCGCGCAUUGGAUGGCGGUCGCGGUGGGCGUCGCCGGCAUGAUUGCGCAUCAGGUCUCGGCGUGUGGGGUUGCGAUGGCGUAUGCAGUUGACUGUUUUGGGGGCAUCUCGGGCGAGCUCGUCACCGUCCUCGCCAUCUGCUCCAGCUGCAUCAACUUCGCCAUCUCGUACAGCGUGCAGCCGCUCAUCAACCGCGUCGGCUACGGCUGGGCCUUUACCUUCUUCGGGCUGUGCGUGCUCGUGUGCACGGGCGGGGCGGGCGCCGCGCUCGCCGUGUGGGGGAAGGUGUGGCGCCGGCGGGGGAGGAGGCGGUAUGUGGGCUUUCUUGAGGAGAGGGGAAGGGCGGGGGCGGGGGCGUAGGUGCGUGCGUAUUUGUGUGGGUGUGGUGUGUUUGGGGUUUGGAGGGGUUUGUGUGUUGUUGUGAUGUGGUUUUGGGGAAGGGAGGGAAAAGGGUUCGUAGUGGUACACAACAAGCACUGUUUCCGCACCUCGACGACGGGCGCCGCUGUGCCGUGGUGGCGUAGACCAGCGGGUUUGCGCGGUGAUGGCCUGCUUCGCCAGCUUGGUGCGGCUGCUGGGGGGGAGAGGGCGUG
This is a messenger RNA of Aplosporella prunicola CBS 121167, 2118 nucleotides long. RefSeq lists its product as uncharacterized. The transcript has 7 exons. Gene Ontology annotation, biological process: transmembrane transport. Gene Ontology annotation, molecular function: transmembrane transporter activity. The coding region runs from base 200 to 1885 and encodes 561 amino acids. Lineage: Eukaryota; Fungi; Ascomycota; Dothideomycetes; Botryosphaeriales; Aplosporellaceae. The record is from RefSeq and is a predicted model, not a curated record.